AUUUCCGCGUGGUCUGGGCGCGCUGUCGCUGUCACGUGAUUUGUUUGCUGAGGGACAUGACGAAGAGAAAGUGCGAGCUGCAGUCACUGGUCACUGUGCUGCCUCCGUGUAAGAAGCAGCUGAGCUCCAGGCGCUGCACUCCUGACGUCUUACAGGUGUUCCCGGUAAGGAAGAGAAAGCUGGAGCCUGAGAGCGGCCCUCCGGUGGAGGGGUGUGAGAGAGUGCUCCCACCAUGCCCACCAUCUUCCCCUCCUCCCUGCAAGAAGCUGAGGGAGGCAGAGAACAUGCACAGCCAAGAGCCGCUGUACAAAUGCCAGAAUGAUGAAGCCUUUCCAGAGUACAACUCAUUCCGGUACUGGAGAAGUCCUUUGCCUGACAUAGACUUUUCUGAGCUAUCUGAACGUUGUGGCGCAGCUACCAGUGACACUCAAGAAAUGGACAAUUGACUGGGGCCCUUGGCUUUUCUCAUUUCGUUUUUUUUUUUUCUUCUUCUUUUUUACUACUUUACAUUGCCCAGGGAACACGUGGAUGUAAUGGGCCUUUUUGUGUAAAUUGUUCACAUAUGUCUGUAUAUGGAAGAUCAUAAACAUAAAAUACACAGUCUAAGUUAACUGA
Rana temporaria (common frog) is the source of this 615-nucleotide messenger RNA. RefSeq lists its product as uncharacterized. The transcript has 2 exons. Lineage: Eukaryota; Metazoa; Chordata; Amphibia; Anura; Ranidae. The record is from RefSeq and is a predicted model, not a curated record. Bases 57 to 446 code for a protein of 129 amino acids.